GAGAUAUAACCGAUCGCUAGUUGCGCGCUCGGUUAUAGCGCUCGAGACCACGUCUACGAGGGCGAGAACUUGGCCGAUUUUUCUCUGACGUCGAUCACGCGCGCGCUCAUCCGAUCGAUCAGCUUUUCGAUCGGUGCGGAUAUCGACUUGACAUUGUCACACACGCGCACGCGAUCGACGUCCAAGAGUUUACCCGCGUUGGCUUCGAACAGCGAACAUGGCCGUUGCGGUUUUGAUCAUCUCUCUCACGAUUGCCUUGAGCAAUGCAGCCUCGAUCAGAUAUAUCACCGAUACCACCUCCUCGGGACCGAGAGAUCUCUGUGAUAGCAAAGUUUAUUGUGAAGGACCACUAUUGAAGACGGUACAACUUUCUGGGAUUUUUAACGACAGCAAAACCUUCGUGGAUCUUUACCAACUUCAUGAUCCGAAUGUAACUCUUGACAACUUUAAUGCUUUCAUGAAGGCUACCAACAAUUCACCUAAUCGCACCGCGGUAGCCGUAUUUGUCAAAGAGAACUUUGCUAUGCAAGAUGAGUUGGAGAACGCCACGUUGUCGGAUUGGAAGGAAAAUCCCGCCAUUCUGAAAACCAUUCAGGAUCCUGGGUUUCGCGAGUGGGCAAAAAAUUUGAAUAAUAUUUGGAAGAAUUUAGCGAGAAAAAUAAAAACUGACGUGGUCAUCAAUCCUCAACGGCACAGCUUGAUUUACGUGAAUAACACAUUUAUUAUUCCUGGAGGGCGAUUUAAAGAGUUUUAUUAUUGGGAUAGUUAUUGGAUAAUCGAAGGUCUGUUACUGUGUGAGAUGCACGAAACCGUUAAGGGAAUGAUCGAGAACUUCCUCUCCAUGGUGGAGAGAUACGGUUUCAUUCCGAACGGCGGCAGAGUUUACUACCUUUCGCGAAGUCAACCGCCCUUAUUAAUACCAAUGGUCGCGAAGUACUAUGAAUUUACGAAUGAUAUCGACUUUGUGAGGAAAAAUAUAGCGACUCUCGAGAAGGAGUUUGAUUACUGGCACAACAACAAGACGAUAAAUGUAAUAAAAAAUGGCAAAACUUACAAAAUGGCGCGUUAUGUGGCAAACAGUAAUGGGCCUCGUCCAGAAAGUUACAAGGAAGAUUAUCGGUUGGCGCAGCAACUGCCGGAGCAGAAACAAGAACCGCUUUACAACGAUUUGAAAGCAGCGGCGGAGAGCGGUUGGGACUUCUCUUAUAGAUGGUGCAUAAAAAGCAACAAAAACGCCAGUCUUAGUCUCCUCAACGUUUCCACAAGCGAUAUCAUACCCGUCGAACUGAACGCGAUAUUGCAGCAAAACUCUGAGAUACUUGCCAACUUUCACGCGAUUCUAGGUAACAAAGAGAAAGUCCGACGUUAUAUCAAGAUAGCCCAGGAGUAUCAAGCUGCCAUCGAUAACGUUCUGUGGAACGACAAAGAGGGAAUCUGGCUUGAUUAUGACACAAAAAACGAACAGUCUAGAAACUCGUUUUAUCCUUCAAAUUUGUCACCUCUGUACACGGGAAGCUACAAUAACAACAAGAGGAGUUAUUACGCGCAGGCAGCUAUUCGUUAUAUUCACGUGAACAAAAUCGACUUGUUUUACGGUGGCACGCCAACCUCGGUCAACUACACCGGCGAACAAUGGGACUAUCCUAACGCGUGGCCACCGUUGCAGUCGUUCGUGAUAGUCGGCCUCUACAGAACCAAUGUGCUAGCAGCGAGAGAGCUGGCUCGAUCGUUAGCUACCAGAUGGCUCAGAUCGAAUUACAUUGGUUACGAUGAGUACGGAAAGAUGUUCGAGAAGUACAACGCUUUACAUCCCGGUGAGAGUGGCGGUGGUGGCGAAUACAACGUUCAAGAAGGUUUCGGCUGGACGAAUGGUAUCGUUUUCGAGCUUCUCAGUUUCUUCCCCGAUGUGCAAUCUUUCAGCGAACAUAAUGAUGAUGAUAAUAAUAUUUAUUCUAGAUAAUGUAUGUGAACAAACAUAUCUAGCUAAUUGAUUACGAACGGACGUGAAAACUGAUAUACGUUAAAAUGAUUUUAACUCAAACUUGAAUCUUUUCUGUUUUUGUUAAAAAUAUUUGUUAUCUCGAUACGACGCGGUAUAUAUUUGCAUAUAUGUGUCUUUCAUAUUCAAAUCGUGAAUAUAUAUAUAUAUAUGUACAUUUUUACGGUAUUAAAAACUAAAUUUUCCUACUAUGUCAAUAUUGAUUUUUACUUUGCAAACAUCUAUCGACAAUUUUUUAUGAACUAACUGGAUAAAAAUAAUCUGCGCAAAAAUCAAUUGUGAAUUCGAAUUGUGAAAAUCGAACAUUAUUUCGAAUUGACAAGUUUGGCUGAAACUUUUCUUUUUGAUCAAACUUUUGUUUUUAAAUAUAUAUAAUGAUAGUUUACAUUAUUAUAAAUUAAAAAAACUUAUCUGAAUGACGACGUUUAAAAACACGGAAACGUAUCAUAAUAUAUGUAUAUAUACAUAUAAAGAGACACACAUAUAUGUAUAUUGCAAAAUACAAUACAGUUAAAGAAAGAGAGAGAGAGAGAGAGAAAAAAAAAUAAGUUAAAUUUUGUAACGAAUCUAGUCCACAAGAAAACAUCAGGGCAGCGUAAAUAUUCACUGUAUAUUCUCGAUUUAAGUACGUGAUGUCAUAGGAAUCAGA
Messenger RNA from Pseudomyrmex gracilis, 2648 nucleotides. Its product is annotated as trehalase-like. Gene Ontology annotation, molecular function: alpha,alpha-trehalase activity. Gene Ontology annotation, biological process: trehalose catabolic process. The record is from RefSeq and is a predicted model, not a curated record. The transcript is spliced from 9 exons. Lineage: Eukaryota; Metazoa; Arthropoda; Insecta; Hymenoptera; Formicidae. The coding region runs from base 218 to 1960 and encodes 580 amino acids.